AUGGAAAACAUCGACGAAAAAAAUGACAGGCUCGUUGAACACCUUCACGACUGCACGAAGAAUGCUGAGGGUUUUAAAGCCAUCAAGAAACGCCUGUCUCUUGAAACUCUCGAGCUGAUACUCCAACGUGGAGCAGCACGAGCCGCAGGGAACCAAGAACUCGCGUCCGACCUCGCAAGGCUCUGCAGAAAGGCGACAAAUCAAGACCUUAAAAAGAAAGGAGCAGAGGUGAAGGCGAAAAAAACAUCCGCUAUGUCCGUCGAGAUUUCGCCAGUCGUAAGACUAGGAAGACGGCUCUCCGGAACAUGA
Molecule: messenger RNA, 309 nt
Organism: Necator americanus (New World hookworm)
Lineage: Eukaryota; Metazoa; Nematoda; Chromadorea; Rhabditida; Ancylostomatidae
Exons: 1
Coding region: 1-309 (102 amino acids)
Source: RefSeq, a predicted model, not a curated record